AUGGAUUCAGAUGGUGAAUAUGUCGAGGACCGCAGCGACGAUGACAUUGCCGACCACCAGGUGACGAGCGGCGGCAACCCCCACGAAACUCGAGCCGUCACACAGCGCCAGUCCAGACAUGACAGAGGCAAGAGGAAAGGCGACAGGCACAAGGGCGGUGGCAGGUCCAAGGCGGCAUGGGAGGAUAUCCAGAGGAGCUGGGACACCGUCCUCGAGGGCGCCGACGGCAGCCUGGCGGUCGGCGACCUGCUCGAGGCCGAGAAGAGGAAGCGGCUGCUGCGCGAUACGACGCCGCUGCAACGCGGCAUCAUCCGCCACCUAAUGCUGGUGCUGGACAUGUCGUUUGCCAUGGCCGAGAAGGAUCUACUGCCCAACCGGUACACGCUCACGAUGCACUACGCGGUGGACUUUGUGCGCGAGUAUUUCGAGCAGAAUCCCAUCUCGCAGCUAGGGAUAAUAGCGAUGCGGGAGGGCAUUGCGGUUAGGAUAAGCGACAUGAGCGGCAACCCGACAGAGCAUAUCGAGCGUCUGAGAGAGUGGGAGACAAAAGAGGAGCCAAACGGGAACCCCAGCUUGCAGAAUGCGCUGGAGAUGUGCCGUGGCGCGUUAUUUCACGCUCCCUCACAUGGUACUCGAGAAGUACUCAUUAUCUACGGAGCUCUUCUAUCGAGUGACCCAGGCGAUAUCCACGACACCAUCUCCAAUCUGAUCGCCGACCGCAUCCGAGUCUCGAUUGUCGGGCUCGCCGCACAAGUAGCCAUUUGCGCAGAGCUCUGCUCCAAGACCAACGCGGGCGACGACAGCUCGUACUCCAUAACAGAAAAUGAAACACACUUCCACGACCUCUUCCUCGCCGCCACCACGCCACCCGUCACCCGCACACGAGAGCAGAGCAAGGCCUCGCUCUUGAUGAUGGGCUUCCCCAGCCGGACGCUGGCCGCCGGCGCAGCCGACAGUAUAUCCGCCUGCGCGUGCCACAACAAGCCGACGAGAGAAGGCUAUCUAUGCACGCGGUGCCAGACGAAGGUCUGCCGUCUGCCCGCUGAGUGUCCCGCCUGUGGCCUCACGCUCAUUCUCUCCACGCACUUGGCGCGGUCAUAUCACCACCUGUUCCCCUUGCGCAACUGGGUGGAAGUGUCUUGGGCAGAGGCCGUGAAAUCAAAGGCUUGCUAUGCAUGCCUGUCGCCUUUUCCGGAGGUGACAAAGGCAAGACUGAAGGGCAAGGGAAAGGCGCCAGCCAUCAUGCCAGGGACUUCAGAUGCCGCGGCCGCCGCCAAACCGAAAGCGGCCGAGCCGGUAAAAGGGGUCAGUGAGAGUGGGCGAUACGGGUGCGAGGUGUGUGGCAAUCACUUCUGCAUCGACUGCGAUGUAUUUGCACACGAAGUCGUUCACAACUGUCCCGGCUGCCAAAGCGAUACGAGAGGCGCGGCUCAGCUAGCGGCGGAGAUGAACGGCAAUGGCCAUGCGAACGGGGACAUGGACAUAGACUCAUGA
Messenger RNA from Phaeoacremonium minimum UCRPA7, 1494 nucleotides. RefSeq names its product putative tfiih basal transcription factor complex p47 subunit protein. NCBI's taxonomy places the organism in Eukaryota, Fungi, Ascomycota, Sordariomycetes, Togniniales, Togniniaceae. Gene Ontology annotation, molecular function: zinc ion binding. Gene Ontology annotation, cellular component: transcription factor TFIIH holo complex; transcription factor TFIIH core complex. The transcript has 2 exons. The coding region runs from base 1 to 1494 and encodes 497 amino acids. The record is from RefSeq and is a predicted model, not a curated record. Gene Ontology annotation, biological process: DNA-templated transcription; regulation of transcription by RNA polymerase II; nucleotide-excision repair.